This is a messenger RNA of Actinia tenebrosa (Australian red waratah sea anemone), 2784 nucleotides long. Its product is annotated as BTB/POZ domain-containing protein KCTD5. NCBI's taxonomy places the organism in Eukaryota, Metazoa, Cnidaria, Anthozoa, Actiniaria, Actiniidae. Gene Ontology annotation, cellular component: cytoplasm; Cul3-RING ubiquitin ligase complex. Gene Ontology annotation, molecular function: cullin family protein binding. The record is from RefSeq and is a predicted model, not a curated record. Gene Ontology annotation, biological process: proteasome-mediated ubiquitin-dependent protein catabolic process; protein homooligomerization.
GGUUUGCCACACACAGUAGUCGAGCGUCAAAAGUGGCUGAAAUUUUCGCUUUCUACGGCAGCUGAAUUCACUUUAGUUAACCGGAUCUAAAAUUAGAAAAGCUAUUUAUAGGUGGUUGUUUGCGGCCAAUAGCGUAGAAGGCAGAUUAUUAUUCGCUCGUACCGAGAGUGAGUCGCUUAGCCAAAGACACACGAUGAACGCGCAAGAUGGCUGCCUCAACUAAAUCUAAACGUUCGGGCAAUAACUGGGUGAAACUCAACGUCGGAGGAACGUGUUUUCUAACAACCAAGCAAACCCUUUGUAGACAUCCAAACUCUUUUCUGUCUCGAUUAUGUGCAGAAGAUCCUGAUUUACCUUCAGAUAAGGAUGAAAAUGAUGCCUACAUGAUCGACCGAGAUCCUCGAUAUUUUUCUCCUAUCUUGAAUUAUCUUCGUCAUGGCAAACUCAUAAUAGAUAGAGAUUUACACGACGAAGGAGUUCUCGAAGAAGCAGAAUUUUAUAGUAUAGAACCACUUGUUAAGAUAAUUAAAGACAAAAUACAAGCUAGAGAAGACAGACAAAAGUUGCCAUUGCUAGCUAAAAAACAUGUUUAUCGAGUCUUGCAAUGUCAUGAAGAUGAACUUACUCAGAUGGUAUCUACAAUGUCUGAUGGUUGGAGAUUUGAACAGUUGGUAAGUGUUGGAAGUAACUACAAUUAUGGCAGUGAAGAUCAAGCAGAGUUUUUGUGUGUCGUAUCAAAAGAUGUUACAGAUACAGCAGAAGCUAGUGCAUCGGCAAAGCCCAAACCAUCCGACAAAGUAAGUACACCACGGCCUUUUAGAAUGUGAAUGAAAUCUAUUUGAUAUGUGAUCAAACAUGACAAGAAACAAAACAGGAUCAAACAAAUAAUAUUAGUGGAAAAGAAAAAAAUAAGAAAAAAGCCAAGACAACACAGAUUAUGAUCAGUGGAAUCAGCCAGGCUGUAGUGAUUUGCUUAAAACUCUUGUCCAUACAAAGACUCUUUAACUAGUCACAAUUGUCAAAGAGAUUUGAACAUUUGUUUUGAAUUUAUUUCAAUGACAAUGGAAUACCAGUUAACUGUUUUCUUAUUUAUUGGAUGGAAGAAAUGAUUGGCACCUUGGAUUAAGAUUGAAUUUAUGACCGAUUUGUCUGAUGAUUGGUUCUGCUUGCCGAUUACUACAACAGGAAACUGUAGGUCAUUUUAGGAUUUUUAUGCUCUUAAUUUAUUUAGCAGUAUUAUUUUAAUUCUCUUUUAUUCCUUUUGUCUGUUAUCACUUGUGCACAAAGAAGACCUUAAAAUGUUUUGUUAAUGUUGGACUGUAUUAAUGUACUAUAUGCACUAAAGAACUAACUCGGCAUAACCUAACCUGUCCUGUAUAUUACAUACCCAGGAGAAUUGAAACCUGGUAGUAAUCCAAUAUUGACCCUUAGUACCCAUUAGAACCCAACACACGCAAUGGCCUAAAACCUAUUGAUUGUCUUGGGUUACUAACACACUAAUGAUUAUUGCACUCAAACUGAGUAUACACUCUAUACCGGAGGCACUAUCAGGGGGAGUACCCAUAAAUGCAUCCACAAUUCUCUAUGUCAGAAUCUCGGAACAUUCUCGUAUCCCUUGUCAGAAUUUACCACUAAURGAGCCUUGCUGUUAAUAAUUCAUUGGAGCAGUCUGUUGUUUGUUGCUAGUUUGUGGAUCUUGUAUGGCUGUUUCAAGGCCAUGACACUUUUCCAAAUUUACCCCUAACAGGGCCUCAUAAGUUAACUAUGGCCUACAGAUAUUUAUAACAGUGUUACUAAACUUUAGCUCAGUCAGAUUUUGGUCUAAGGGCAUUUCCUUUGAUACAGAUAGAACAAUAACUAUGUUUUAAUCCAUUGCGUACAGUCAUUAUUGUUGAGAUGUUUCUGGAAUUUCCUCUUGUAAGUUUUGUCAUAUCAAUGAACAAGCACCUGUUAAUGAAUUAAUUUAGGUCUUUAGAUGAAUGUUAUUAGGUAGAUAUAAGAAUAUAGAUAAAAUGAGAUGAAAAAAUUAAUAUCCAAAGCUUACUGCUUUACAAUGUCUUAUAUAAUUAUUAUUAUUAUUAUUACGCUUAUUGAUUCAAUUACGUCUUUAAAAAAGUGUAAAUAUCUUCACACUUUUGGUUGCCAUAGAAACUCAGCUUCUUUGAACCAAAACUUUUCUCGUGUAAAGAAAAAUAAUGAUAUAUUAUUGAAUAUCAAAAAUUAUCAAUGUUUAUAUUUCUUCAAGUAUUAUGCUAGGAUGUUAAGCUAGAGAUAUUCAGAAUCUUUUUAUUAGAUAUUUAGAAUGUUCGUGUCCCUUAACAGGUAUCAUGCAAUUGGGACUCCUGUGGUAAAUAAGCGUGAGGAAAUGAGGAGAGAAGGGUAAGAGAAUCUCUUGUCCAUGUUUCCUCUCUGUUGUAUUGUACCACAGGAAGCUCAUUCACCACUAUCGCAGUUGCCUGUAGUUUAGAUUAGAAAUUAGAUUAAAACUACUUCAGUUUGGGAUAUAAUGAUAUAGAAAAAUAUAUGUGGUGUACCCUUAUGGUGCAUCAACUCGAUAUUCUUUUUUAAACUCUAGAAUUAUUUUAAUAAUGAUGUCCAACUGUUUUAGCUGUGUUGUCUCAUUUUCCAUCUUCCUACUGUCCUAAUGCUGAAGCUCAAACAUUGCUAUUGUAUUAUUGUUUUCUUAAUUUGAUAAAUUUGCAGAUCUUUGCUGUCAACUUUCGCUCUCACUUUCUAACCAUAGCUGUUGCUUACCAACUAAUAAAAGAUAUCAUUCAGUCUAAA